This is a messenger RNA of Phacochoerus africanus (Common warthog), 6242 nucleotides long. It is a transcript of the gene COL5A3, whose product is annotated as collagen type V alpha 3 chain. Bases 146 to 5389 code for a protein of 1747 amino acids. The transcript is spliced from 67 exons. Gene Ontology annotation, molecular function: extracellular matrix structural constituent. The record is from RefSeq and is a predicted model, not a curated record. NCBI's taxonomy places the organism in Eukaryota, Metazoa, Chordata, Mammalia, Artiodactyla, Suidae.
GGGCGAGGCCAGGGCGGGGUCUCGGGCAGUCUCCUGCGGAUCCCGACUGGAGCCGACCGCCGCGAGAGUGUACCAAGCCCGUGGAGUCGCCGCGCCCCGCAGCCACCCCCACUGGGCCCCCGCCUUGAGUGUGGGCCCCUCUGGGAUGGGGAGUCGCCAGGGCUUGGGCCAGCCGCGGGCCGGCCUUUGCCUGCUCCUGAUUUCCCUGCAGCUUCUGCCCCAGACGCAGGCCGCAGACCCUGUGGAUGUGCUAAAGGCUCUGGGCGUUCGGGGGGACCAGGCUGGGAUCCCCGAGGGGCCCGGUCUCUGUCCCCAAAGAGUUCCUGAUGGUGACCGGGCAUUCAAGGUGGGCAAGGCCAGCAUGCUCGGUGUCCCCACAUGGGAGCUCUUUCAAGAUGGGCAAUUUCCUGAGAACUUCUCUGUGCUGAUCACCCUGCGGGGCCAGACAGACAACCAGUCUGUGCUUCUCUCCAUCUACGAUGAGGGCGGGGUCCGGCAGCUGGGCCUGGCAUUGGGGCCGGCCCUGGCUCUCCUUGGUGACUCCUUCAGCCCUCUUCCCCAGCAAAUCAACCUCACAGAUGGCAGGUGGCACCGUGUGGCAGUCAGUGUGAAUGGCAGAACUGCAACUCUGGUGGCUGACUGUGAACCUCAGUCCCCCGUGUUGGUCCAGGGACCUCGAUUCAUCAGCACAGCUGGACUCACUGUCCUGGGGACCCAGGACCUCGAGGAGGAGACUUUUGAGGGGGAUAUUCAGGAGCUGCUGAUAAGCACAGAUCCUCAGGCAGCCUUCCAGGCUUGUGAGCAGUAUCUUCCUGGCUGUGAUGACCUGGAUCCUAAACCCACAGGGGUACCCCAGGGGGAGCCGGAGACCCCUCCCCCCCGGCGGAAGGGGAAGGGAAAAGGGAAGAAAAAAGGGCGAGGUCGUAAGGGGAAGGGCAGGAAGAAGAAGAACAAGGAAACUUUGGCACUGAGUCCACCUGUCUCCCUGGAGAACCAGACCUCCACUGACAUCCCCAAGACAGAGACACGAGCCCCAACUCUGCCUCCAACUCCCACCUCUUUGGUCAUCACCACUACUGUAGCCAUUGGCAGCAACGUCACCAUUCUAGAGGAGGGCCUGGACCCAGACAAUGGAAUUGAACUGGGGACCCUGGCAACCGAGUUAGACAAUGAAGAUGAAGAAGAAGGUGAAUCCACCAUGGGCCCCAACUUCCGGGCAGCAGAACAGUCAUGGAGCACUCAGUUUCAGAUCUUUUCUGGGGCUGGGGAGAAGGGAGAAAAAGGAGAACCAGCUGUGAUUGAAGAGGGACAGCAGUUUGAGGGACCUCCAGGAGCCACAGGACCUCGAGGGAUAGUCGGUCCUUCAGGCCCUCCUGGUCCCCCAGGAUUCCCUGGGGACCCUGGCCCACCGGGCCCUGCUGGACUCCCAGGAAUCCCUGGCAUUGAUGGAAUCCGGGGUCUCCCUGGCACAGUGAUCAUGAUGCCGUUCCAGCUUGCAGGAGGCUCCCUCAAAGGACCCCCAGUUUCCUUCCAACAGGCCCAGGCUCAAGCCAUACUGCAACAGGCUCAGCUGUCUAUGAAAGGCCCCCCUGGCCCCGUUGGGCUCACUGGACGCCCAGGCCCCAUGGGUCUCCCUGGGUAUCCAGGUCUGAAAGGAGAGAUGGGAGAAAUGGGGCCACAGGGUCCCCGAGGCCUUCAGGGACCUCUUGGGCCCCCUGGCCGAGAGGGAAAGAUGGGCCGCCCUGGAGCAGAUGGGGCUCGAGGCCUCCCAGGAGACACAGGACCUAAGGGUGAUCGGGGCUUUGAUGGCCUGCCGGGGCUGCCUGGUGAGAAGGGCCAAAGGGGUGACUUUGGUCACGUGGGGCAACCUGGGCCCCCAGGAGAGGAUGGUGAGAAGGGAGCAGAGGGACCUCCAGGGCCCACUGGCCAGGCUGGGGAGCCGGGUCCCCGAGGACUGAUUGGCCCUAGAGGCUCCCCUGGCCCCCUGGGACGGCCGGGUGUAGUUGGAAUUGAUGGUGCUCCAGGUGCCAAAGGAAAUGUGGGGCCUCCAGGAGAACCAGGCCCCCCAGGACAGCAAGGAAAUCCCGGGUCCCAGGGAAUCCCUGGCCCCCAGGGACACAUUGGCAUUCCCGGGGAGAAGGGUCCCCCCGGAAAUCCAGGAAUUCCAGGCCUCCCAGGAUCUGAUGGUCCUCCAGGUCACCCAGGCCAUGAGGGUCCAACAGGAGAGAAAGGGGCCCAGGGUCCAUCAGGGUCAGCAGGUCCUCCAGGCUAUCCUGGAUCUCGGGGUGUGAAGGGUACCUCUGGAAACCGUGGCCUCCAGGGGGAGAAAGGAGAGAAGGGAGAAGAUGGUUUCCCAGGCUUCAAGGGUGAUGUGGGGCCUAAAGGUGAUCGGGGGCAACCUGGACCCCCAGGUCCUCGGGGAGAGGAUGGUCCUGAAGGCCUGAAGGGGCAGGAGGGGCUGGCUGGUGAGGAGGGGCCCCCAGGCUCAGCUGGGGAGAAGGGCAAGCUUGGAUUGCCAGGUCUCCCAGGUUACCCAGGACGUCCAGGCCCUAAGGGAUCUGUUGGCUUUCCGGGGCCCCUGGGACCAUUAGGAGAAAAGGGGAAGCGGGGGAAGGCAGGGCAGCCAGGCCUGGAAGGAGAGCGGGGACCACCAGGUCCCCGAGGAGAAAGGGGGCAACCAGGUGCCACGGGGCAACCAGGUCCCAAGGGUGAUGUGGGCCAGGAUGGAGCCCCUGGAUUCCCUGGAGAAAAGGGCCUCCCAGGUCUGCAAGGCCCUCCUGGGUUCUCUGGACCAAAGGGUCCCCCUGGCCCACAGGGGAAAGACGGGCGACCUGGGCACCCUGGACAAAGAGGAGAAUUGGGCUUCCAAGGUCAGACAGGCCCACCUGGACCUGCUGGAGUCGUGGGUCCCCAGGGAAAGACCGGAGAAGCAGGGCCUCUGGGUGAGAGGGGGCCCCCAGGCCCCCCUGGACCUCCUGGUGAACAAGGUCUUCCGGGCCUGGAAGGCAGAGAGGGGGCCAAGGGGGAUCUGGGACCACUGGGACCCCUUGGGAAGGAAGGGCCACCUGGACUCAGAGGUCCCCCUGGUCCAAAAGGAGCCCCUGGUGACCCAGGACCUACUGGUUUGAAGGGUGACAAGGGUCCCCCGGGCCCCACUGGGGCCAACGGCCCCCCUGGGGAGCGUGGUCCUGUAGGCCCAGCAGGGGGCAUUGGGCUUCCCGGCCAAAGUGGAGGCCAAGGCCCUGUUGGCCCCAUGGGUGAGAAAGGGUCCCCGGGUGAACGUGGCUCCCCUGGCCCCACUGGCAAAGAUGGGAUCCCAGGACCCCUGGGGCUUCCAGGACCUCCUGGAGCUGCUGGGCCUUCUGGUGAAGAAGGGGACAAGGGAGAAGUGGGCGCCCCUGGUCAUAAGGGCAGCAAAGGCGAUAAAGGGGAUGCGGGCCCACCAGGACCAAUUGGGAUACAGGGUCCUGUAGGACACCCAGGCUCCCCAGGAGCAGAUGGAGCUCAGGGGCGCCGGGGACCCCCAGGCCUCUUUGGGCAGAAAGGAGAUGAUGGAGUGAGAGGCUUUGUGGGGGUGAUUGGCCCCCCUGGCCUGCAGGGACUGCCAGGUCCUCCUGGAGAAAAGGGGGAGGUUGGAGAUGUGGGGUCCAUGGGUCCCCAUGGAGCUCCAGGCCCUCGGGGUCCCCAUGGCCCCAGCGGAUCAGAGGGUCCUCCAGGACUGCCUGGAGGAGUCGGUCAGCCUGGUGCUGUGGGUGAGAAGGGUGAGCCAGGGGAGGCCGGAGACCCAGGACCCCCGGGAUCCCCAGGAAUCCCUGGGCCCAAGGGAGAAACUGGUGAAAAGGGAGACUCAGGCCCAUCUGGGGCUGCUGGACCUCCAGGCAAGAAAGGCCCCCCUGGAGAGGAUGGAGCAAAAGGGAAUGUGGGCCCCACGGGGCUGCCAGGAGACCUAGGCCCCCCUGGAGACCCCGGAGUUUCGGGUCAAGAUGGUCCCCCAGGGGAGAAGGGAGACCCUGGUGAUGUUGGGGGCCCGGGUCCUCCUGGUGCUUCUGGGGAACCCGGCCCCACUGGGCCUCCUGGCAAAAGGGGUGCUUCUGGUCGCAUGGGUCGAGAAGGCAGAGAAGGGGAGAAAGGUGCCAAGGGGGAGCCAGGUCCCGAUGGACCCCCAGGAAGGACAGGCCCCGUGGGGGCUCGAGGGCCCCCUGGACGUGUCGGGCCUGAGGGUCUUCCAGGGAUUCCCGGUCCUGUGGGUGAACCAGGGCUCCUGGGACCUCCUGGACAGCUGGGUCCUCCUGGUCCUCUGGGGCCCUCUGGCCUCCCAGGGCUGAAGGGAGAUGCUGGCCCCAAGGGGGAAAAGGGCCACAUCGGAUUGAUUGGUCUCAUCGGCCCCCCUGGGGAAGCUGGCGAGAAAGGGGACCAGGGAUUACCAGGAGUGCAGGGGCCCCCUGGCCUCCAGGGAGAACCCGGUUCUCCUGGUCCUAUCGGCUCUCUGGGCCACCCUGGGUCCCCAGGCGUGGCGGGUCCCCCAGGACAGAAGGGUUCAAAGGGGUCCCCGGGAUCCCAAGGUCCCCGUGGAGACACUGGACCCCCAGGUCCCCCAGGUCCCCCGGGUCCCUCUGCCGAGCUGCACGGGCUGCGCCGGCGCCGACGCUCGGUGCCAGUGCUGGGCCCGGGGGUCCCAGAGGGCGGCCUGGAGGAGGUGCUGGCCUCGCUCACCUCGCUGAGCUUGGAGCUGGAGCAGCUGCGGCGCCCUCCGGGCACGGCUGAGCGCCCCGGCCUAGUGUGCAGCGAGCUGCACCGCAACCAUCCGCACCUGCCCGAUGGGGAAUACUGGAUUGACCCCAACCAGGGCUGCGCGCGGGACGCGAUCAGGGUUUUCUGCAACUUCACUGCGGGAGGAGAGACCUGCCUCCAUCCGGAUAAGAAGUUUGAGACCGUGAAGCUGGCCUCUUGGUCCAGAGAAAAGCCGGGAAACUGGUAUAGCACAUUCCGUCGAGGGAAGAAGUUCUCCUACGUGGAUGCUGAUGGGUCCCCUGUGAGUGUGGUCCAGCUGACCUUCCUGAAGUUGCUGAGUGCCAUCGCCCGCCAGAGUUUCACAUACUCCUGUCAGAACUCAGCCGCCUGGCUGGAUGAAGCUGCAGGCGACUAUGGCCGCUCCCUCCGUUUCCUGGGGACCAACGGGGAGGAGCUGUCCUUCAACCAGACCGCAGCAGCCACCAUCACUGUCCCCUAUGAUGGCUGCCGGCUCCGCAAGGGACAGACGAAGACCCUCUUGGAGUUCAGCUCUUCCAGAGUGGGGUUUCUGCCCCUGUGGGAUGUGGCAGCCGUUGACUUUGGCCAGAUGAACCAGAAGUUUGGGUUUGAACUGGGCCCUGUCUGCUUUAGCAGCUGAGAGCUUCAGGGGUGGGAGGGAUCAAUGAGGGAGCUCCAGACGGGGCACAUUUGGUGCUGAGGCUUUGAAGCCACCAUAUUUAUCAUCUCCUAUGACUGUGGAGCCGGGGGAGAAUCUGCUCAUCACAGUCAAACAGUAUUCCUUCUCUAUUCCAGGGGUCUGGUGCUGGACUCCCCCUGGCCCAGGAGUCCAGUUUCCCUGCACUGCACCCCAGCUGGCAUAACCGUAAUCUGACUCUUUCUCCUCUCCAUGCUCACCCAAUGCUCAGCUCCCUCCUCCUGUGCCCCCCCAACCCCAUGCAAUGAACUUCUAACCCAGAGCUGUUGAAUGCUCCUCCACCAAUGCCUGCCUCCCACCCCAAAGUCAGUGCUCUCAACACCCUUUGGUGCUACCUUCCCCAUAUAGUUAAGCACUGGAUGUCUCCUGAUCCCAGGCUGGGACCCCUUCGCUCAUUCCUAGUGUCAGGUGGGUUCACAGCGAGGGGACUCAAAUCAGACUACAGAGGGAAGUGGGACUUCCCGGGAGUGAGCUGCGUGCUCCCUCUGCUGCCUCAGCCCAACCCUGAAUACCGCCUCCCUUCACAGCUCCUCAAUUGCAUCUUGCCAUGCCAGGUGACUUGGGGACCAAGACAGGGGGUGUAAGUCAGGAUCCUAAUGGUGCUGCCCUAUUUAUACCUGGGUCUGUAUUAAAAAGGGAAAAAUCCCCUCUGUUGUAUAUUUAAUCUGCUUCCUCCAUAGGGAAGGCUGGGAUAUGAUGAGAGAGAUUCUAGUAUGAUCCCCAUCCACCCCCCAUCUGCCCCUGGCCAUAGGGCAUAAUUGGCAUCUCGAGUCUGAGAAUAAACCAGUGAACUGUG